Bubalus bubalis (water buffalo) is the source of this 6073-nucleotide messenger RNA. Its product is annotated as upstream-binding factor 1-like protein 1. Bases 907 to 2136 code for a protein of 409 amino acids. The transcript has 2 exons. The record is from RefSeq and is a predicted model, not a curated record. Lineage: Eukaryota; Metazoa; Chordata; Mammalia; Artiodactyla; Bovidae.
GAAAGGCGGGGUCUCAACUACCAGGUCACUAGGGAAGUCCCGUGUUUAUUGCAUGUUUACUAGAACAUUUUUAAAGCAUUUUAUCUAAGUUUCUAUCCCUUUAAUAGGAUUUAAUUUCCAGCCACCUAAAACAGUGGUCUUUUAGACUAUGGAAACUUUCAAACUUUGGAGAGUGGGGCUCUGAAUUCUACAAGCAUGCUGUUGUUUUAAAGGGAAGGGCUUGAGUUUAUUGUUUUCUUACUAGAGAAAAUAAUACAGGAAAUUUCUUUUUUGAAAAGAUAGGCAUAAGAUCUACAAAAAAACUGGGAGGAGGGACAAGUUAUCACUAUGUUGAAAGGAGAUUAGUAGCAAUUGUUCCUUUCAAUCUCAUUUUAGGAAAAACUGUUGUUCAUUCAUUCUCUAUUUCUUUAUUCUCAGCUACUAGGAAAUCUUCCUUGAUGAGUUUUUCUCCUCACAGUUCGUUUCCAAAGAUGCCUAGGAAGCAUCCACCACUAAAUACUAUAUUAAGAUAAUCCUUUUAAGAAGAAAAAUACUUAUCUUCCUUCCAUUUGCAGAAAGAAAGCAGCCCAGUAAGAAUCAAAAAAGGACGUGGAGAAAAAAUCUGCCUGAUUUGUGUGGCCUGUGGUUGGAAGAUCAACACAGUUUCUAGAGAGCUAGAAUCCAGAAGAGCUUCUUACAUGGAUUAAAGGAAGGAUUGCCUCCAUGAAAGUUCAGACUAAUCCAGCAGCGUCUCUCAACAAUUUUGUAUUGUAUUGAAUAUUGUUCUUCAUCAACCAGAAACAUAGAAUUGCACACUGCAAGACUUCGGAAAUAACUCAACUGCUGAAUCUUGAGAGUGACGUAGCUGAAGAUUCUGCUGAGGUGCCUGAACUGCUGGGACCAUUUAAGUAUCCCAAAGACCUAGAAAUGGCGAUGCCUGAAAGUCAAGAUGACUGGUCCAAGGAAGACAUUGUGCAGUUACUGGAAUGUAUGGAGAAAAACAUUCCAUCCAACGACAGGCACACAUUCAAAGCGACCCAGUCAGUGAUGGACUGGGGUAAAGUAGCUUUUAAAGAUUUUUCUGGGGAAAUGUGCAAACUCAAAUGGUUAGAGAUUUCCUAUAACUUGAGAAAGUUUCACACUUUGAAAGAAUUAAUCUUGGAGGCUAAGGAAAACGUUAACAAUUCCAAAAGAAAAAAACACAAGAAACAUCCUGAUUUACCCAAGAAGCCCCUGACAGCUUACCUCCGCUUUUUUAAAGAGAUGAGACCUCAGUACCUCCAAAAACACCCCAAGAUGAGCAACCAGGAGCUGACCAAAGUUCUGUCUGAGGAAUACAGGAAGCUGCCAGAACAGCUCAAGCUGAAAUACAGUCAAGAUUUCCAGAAAGAGAAACAAGAGUUUCAGGAGAAAAUGGUUCUGUUCAGAGAACAGCACCCUGAUCUAGUCCAGAACUCCAUGAAACUUGAUGUCCCCAAAGGAAGUCAAAGCAAAGUGCCAAAGAAGUUUCAGGAACAUGUCCAAAAAGUGAGGUCUCCCCCAGAAAACCAUUUACCCAUGAAAUGGAAAUUCCACGGAGAGCCCGAGAAGCCCCCAAUGAAUGGCUAUCACAAGUUCCACCAGGAUCUCUGGUCGAGCAGGGAGCUGAAAGUGGUGCCCCCGAGGGAGCGCAUGGUGGAGAUCAGUAGACGCUGGCAGCGGGUCCCCCAGGACCAGAAGGAGCUUUAUAAGAAGCAGGCGGAGGAACUGCAGACACAGUACAAGGUGGACCUUGAUCUCUUUCUCAGGACUCUGUCUCCUGAAGAAUAUUCUACUUACAGAGAGGUGACCUGUGCUAAGCCUAAGAACAUGAGUAUGAUGGGGGGCCCGAACCCCAAGAUUAGAAGGAUGGGUCUGCAGUCCCCAUCAUCAGGGAAUUUGCAAGGAAGAUUUAGAGAGGACCCGGUGCUUCAGGCUGCAGAGUUAGCAUCAUCAGACACGACUGGAGAACAUUCUCCUGCCUCAGGGAGAUCAGAGGAAAAUGAAGAAGAUGCAGAGGAGGAUGCCACUAACUCCUCAGACCAGUGCAGAGAAGAUGAAGACUGCAAAUUUGAAAGCACUGGGGAUGAAGAUGAAGAUUGUGAUGUUGAGAGCACUGUCUGUAACUCACCUUCCUAAGGGGACUCCUCUGACUCAGACUCCAAAAUUAAGUUUUUAUCCCUUAAAUGGUGGAACAGAGGACUUUCCAGCAAAACUCGAGGGAAUCUAGAGUUACCAAAGGGAGUGGAGUCUCCUCCUUGCCCGUUUCCCUCCCUCAACUGUGUUUCUUGGUAAACAAUUAUACUACCAGAAAUAAUGAUAAUAUUUAUACUUGUUAUACCUGAAAUUUAUUUCAUACUAUGUCUUGCCAUAUGUCUAAAACGAUGUUAAAAGUAAAGAUACGUUAUUGUCCUGACUGUGACUUUAAAGCUGAUGCUUCAAAGCAUUAAGGCAGGAUUUCCCCUGAUGAUGCCUGGAGACUGAGUCCUAGUACCUGCUGCUCUUGGGCUUCCAGGAGCACUUCCAGCCCUGCGCAUGCACUGCUUGAAGGCCAUGUUCUCCUUCAAGCCACUGCAACCCACUGAAGCCCGAACACACCUGCAGCUUGGCUCCCUGCUGUGUCUUCACACUGAGAACAGAGAGCAGGCAGGUAGCCACCUGGAGAGGGCAGGCUGACAUCACAGCAAAACCCGCUGUUUCAAAGAUGCUAAAUCUGAAGCAGCAAGGCUUUUGUCUGAAUUAUGCUGUCAAGAGACUUUCAUUGAUUCAGGAAAGUCGCUGCUGUGAGAAGCAAUCUAGAUCUCACGCAGACCCUGACCUGGCACUGCCGCUUGGUCUUCCAGCUUACACGACUGCGCACACUCCAGAAGGGACACCAUGUCAGCCUGCGGCCUCCUGCGUGUGGGACCGCGUUCUCCCGGGCGGUGGGAUCUGAGUACACACAGGCGCUGUUCCCGCUCAGCAAGGGAUGCGACUGCUGUUGCAGGAAGUCCACCCACUGUUGACCCUCCGUGGACAGAUAGUAGAGGACCCGCAAGGGAACCCCACUCAGAAAGUCUCUGUGUAUCUUCUUCCUGGUGCUCCAGGUAGGUGCUCCUGAUGCCAGGCAGGUAAAGAGCAUGAAGCAGCAACAGCAGUGCGUCUAGACCAUCUCCACACUGCGCCUGAAGAGAUCCUGCCGAUCCUGCCGAUCCAGCAAACCCACCAACCUCUCCACCCGUUACCCAAGGAGCAUGCGUGCACACUUGUCAAUGGGGAGACUGUGAUGCAUUCCACGCAAGCCAGCUACCGAGAGAAGGCGCAGAAGCACACAGACUUGUCCUCAUGGCUGGAGAAGCUUAAAAUGCUCGAUUGCAGCCCAUCCUCCUCCUUUCAAAUAAUCCUGAGUACACCAGCACGUACAGGCUGGGCAGAGGAUACGGGCCACUGGGCUGCAGGAGAUCUCCCAGGUCUGUUGGCUGCACCGGCAACGUUUCCCCCGCCUUCCGACCCUCCUAGCCACACAGCUCAGCUGCGUACCCUGCCGGGCCUGGCCUGUGUCUCUGCCAACGGCACGGACAGUGCUGAAGUCCAGUUCACCACAGCUUUGAGGCUCACCAAUGACUGGCAGCUGUGGGCCUUCAUUGUAACCAACCUGGUGAGCGGGUAUAUAAAGGAAGGAAACAGACACCCAGAGGGAACUGAACAGUUCGCUGGACAGGGUCAGUCCAGACCACAGCCUCGCUGUCAGCUCCCACUACCUCUGAGUGUGUGGCUUUUUUUUUACCUGUGUGUGCUCUUCUCCUUCUUCCAGAGCCGAUACAAGGAGUCAGACACGCUCUACAUCAUGUUUAUCUCUGUGUUUAAGCCUUUGCUUCUAGGGCAUUUUGUAUGUAGAGCAGUUUAAAUAAGAACCUUAACAUUUAUCAUCUGUCUUGAUAUUAAAGUGCUUGUAGUGACCACUCUGUUAUCUGUAUACAUGUAAAGUUAGGGACAAGCUCUUAAGUUUACAGUCAGAAAUUCAGUGUGUGCCUGUGUGCUCAGCCACUCAGUUGUGUCCAACUCUCUGUGACCCUCUGGACAGUAGCCUGUGAGGGUCCUCUGGAAUUUUUCAGGAAGAAUACUGGAGUGGGUUGCUAUUUCCUCCUCCAGGUGAUCUUCCCGAUCCAGAGAUCGAACCCAUGUCUCUUGCAUCGGCAAGUGGAUUCUUUACCACUGAGCCACCUGGGAAGCCACCCCCAAAAUUUAGUACUUGAUAUUUAAUAUUCCACUCUAGCUUCACAGAGGCCAACCCAAGUGUACAUGCAUGCGUGCAUUUGUGUGAACUUUGAGCCUCUCCUUCACCUUUCAGUUAUGUAAAGCUGUCGUAAAUACCAUCCCAAUUCAGUGCCUUGAAGUUUUUUAAUCAUAAGAAUUUAAAACAGACAGCAAGCAAGGCCCCAGGGAGCCAUUACAGCUAAAGUGAAGGUGAAAAUCACUCAGUCAUGUCUGACUGUUUGUGACCCCAUGGACUGUAGCCUACCAGGCUCCUCUGCCCGUGGAACUAUCCAGGCCAGGAUACUGGAGUGGGUAGCCGUUCCCUUCACUAAGUGUUUAGGAAAAACAGAUAAAUAAAACUCCAAAGCUUUACAGGAAUGUGAGGAAGCAGCAGAAAGAUUCCUGUGGGCAGGUGAACCAUUGAAAGGAGUCGGACCCUUUGUGUGCGUCUCCCACUUCUUCCGACUGGUUGGGGUGGCCCUCAGGGCCUGCGGUUCUUGGGGUGCUGGUCCAGGAGGUGUCACGCUCUGUCACAGACCCAGAGCUGCCUCCCCUCCUUGUUGGGUCCUGACAGUCACCAUGACUGAAGCCAGGGUCCCUCCUCUGGAGUCAGCACUCCUUGUCCAACUUACUGGGAAUACAGGCAGGGAAAUUGGAAAGGGCUGCCUGGCACAGUGGGUAAAUCUGUUCGCUGCCUGGUUUUUGUUUCCUUAAAGGUUUUUUAAAAUAGGUAUUGGGUUGGCCAAAAAGUUCAUUUGGGUUUUUCCACGACAGCUUAUGGAAAAGCCUGAACAAAUUUUUUGGCCAACCCGAUAUGUUUGGCAUUGUUGUUGCUGUUCACUCACUGUGGUGUCCGACUCUUUUCGACCCCGUGGACUGCAGCAUGCCAGGCUUCCCCGUCCUUCACUAUCUCCUGGAGUUUGCUCAAAUUCAUGUCCAUUGAGUCAUGUUUGGCAAGCUGUCUUUUAAUGGGUUUGUAAUGUCUCGUGUUUUUAGCAGCCUGUAUCUGUAGCUGGUGCUUUUAAUUAGGAAAAAAAAAUGUAAAUAAAAAACAUUGUUUAAAAGACAUAACCAUAGAACACAACUUCUCACUUGUGGAUUUUUUUCUGUGUAUUCCAAGUAAGAUAACUUGAAGCAGCCAAAAAAUAAAGUGAAGUACUUUCCCCCCCCCAUCUAGAUCCUUGUAGGUGCUUUUGUUAUUGUGGUAAAUAUAAAAACACAGUUUCAUUCUCAUGACUACGAGGAAAUAUCUGUACUUAAAUGAAUUCUAAAUGGUUGAAAUGCUGAAUGUAUUUGGGAAACUAUGCUGCAAAUUAUAUGAUUUGCUUCUCUGCUCAAUAUGAAAUUUGUAAAAUUAGCGCCAAAGACAUGAUUAUUUUUAUUUCAAAUAGCAGGUAAUAUAGGGGGCUCUUGCUAUUAAGAUGUAGUAAGGUUUAUUGAAGAAAAGUUAAAUUUUACCUAACCUCCUUCUCCUUCUGCCUCUGUAACUCAGCUUGCCCCUUGCAAAGUCUAGAUCACAUAGGUCACGUAGUCUCAGAAAGUGGGGACUUACAAUACUAGGAACUGGACUUUACUCACUUACCCUUGUCCUGCUCUUUGCAGUCACCCAGCCCCUGCAAUCCUGCUUAAUCAUGCCUAUCCAUGUCAGACAUCACCCUCCCCAUGCUGACCAUUGUUCCUGUGUGUGAAACACCUUGUUUAAACCAGCCUAUUAGCAGCUAGUGUUGCCUACUACACUCUGUCUAUAAAAACUCUGUAAUCCCUUUGUUCAGGGCUCAGAGCUUGGAGUGUUAACUCCUCUGUGCCCAUUGGUGUAAUAAACCUGAGUUGUCCAACUCUC